CACCUAUGUCGGUGUAACAGGAGUGUACUAGGGGCUCGAGCAAUAGACUAUCUUAGAAACAUUCAGCAGUAUUAAUUACAGAAGUUUGAAUAUUCACAAUGGAUUUACUUGAUUUUAGUGUUGUUUUGCUGUGUUUGAUGACGGGGAGUUGUAAAUCACAACCGCAACAGUUUUGGAAUGACAUGGCUCAGAACGACAUGAGGAAGGCAAUGAAAUUCCAGCCCAAUACUAACGUCGCUAAAAAUGUCAUCCUCUUCAUCGGUGAUGGUAUGAGUAUAUCCACAAUCACUGCCGCACGCAUACGAAGGGGUCAGCUUCAGGGGCGAACGGGCGAGGAAACUGUUCUGAAGUUUGAGGAAUUUCCACAUGUAGGCCUCCUGAAGACGUAUCCGGUUGAUCGACAGACGGCAGACUCAGCGUCGACUGCCACAGCGCUUCUGUCCGGUGUGAAGACCAAGUACUACCUGGUGGGACUGGACGCCACAGCAAAGCGUGGGGACUGUGCUUCGGCCAAAGGGGCGAGACUCAAGACUAUGGUGGACUGGGCUGAAGAGGAAGGAAAGUCAACUGGUAUCGUAACAACCACACGCCUGACCCACGCCACACCCAGCUCAGCCUACGCCCAUUCUGUGGACCGGGACUGGGAAGGUGAUGUUAACAUGGAUGACAAAACAGGGAAAUGCCGGGAUGUUGCUCAUCAGUUUGUCUUUGAAAAUAGAAACAUAGAGGUUGCCUUUGGCGGAGGAAGGAGACAUUUCAUUCCUUACGAUGUUGCGGAUCCGGAGGCAAACUUCACCUACGCAAAAUACCAGAGAAGGGAUAAUCGUAAUCUAAUUGAUUGCUGGAAGUUUCUGCAAGAUGAGGAUGGGAAACGUUUCAAAUACGUAUGGAACAAACAACAGUUUGACGACAUAGAUCCUGACAAUGUCGACAAUGUCCUCGGACUGUUCGCUCCUAGCCACAUGCAGUACGAGAUGGAGAGAGACGAUGGUCCACAAGGAGAACCUUCACUGACGGAAAUGACGACGAAAGCAAUCAAGAUUUUACAGAAGAACGACAAAGGUUUUUUCCUUAUGGUUGAAGGAGGACGUAUCGACCACGCCCAUCACGACAACAAGGCUAAGAAAGCCCUCCACGAGACUCUGGCGCUGGAAGACGCGGUUAGGGAGGCCGUCAGACUGACAGACGAGGAGGAUACAAUGAUCGUGGUAACGGCGGACCACUCUCACGUGUUCUCUCUUGGCGGGUACCCGUCAAGGGGAAACGACAUUCUAGGUACACAACCGACCAUAUACAUUUCUACUGCCGUGGAUGACGUGCCGGAGCAGUACCUUCCGCCAGACCGGAAGGGGUUCACGACCAUUACUUACGGGAACGGGCCCGGGUUCGAGGGCGGCAAUAGGACUGACCCCCGUUACAUAGACACAACUACUGACGACUAUGUAUUCCCGAGCGCCGUGCCUUUGGGACAGGACACACACGGGGCGGAUGACGUGGCGGUGUACGCCCGAGGGCCCAUGUCGCAUCUAAUACACGGGGUUCACGAACAGAAUUACGUAGCUCACGUGAUGGCGUACGCCUCAUGCAUUGGGAUAAACAAGGCUCAUUGUGCACACUAUAGGGUUAUCAACACUGGACCGAUACACACACCACAUAGCGGUCUGCUACUUGUAGUUAUAGCUUGUAUUCUUCUAUUGAACAUACGUCUUUGACGCACGUUUAUUCAAUUUAGAUAUUUGGCAUGUGUUCAUUUUUGAAAGAAAAAACCACCAGUGAAUAUUAUUUAUUAUAUUGUCAUCAUGCGGUUUGUGAGAAACUGAUUUUCGAGAGAGCGUGUAUAACCUUAUAACUAAAACCCGUUUGCAACUGACAUAAUUAAAUCAUUGGUCUCAUUUCCUACAGAUAUUUCAUGAUAUAGUCAUACCUCCGAAAAGGUUUUCAUAAAGUAUAGGACAUUUGCUGUUAAGUUAACAGUUUAACGCUUAGGAUUUCUCUUUCUUGUUUUGUUAGUUAUGUACAGCCAAUCGACGUUUAAAGUGUUAAUUUAAAUAUUGUUAUUACCACAAGUACAAUGGAAAAGUGAUCAUAAUGUACAUGAACAUUAUAUAUGGAGUUUCUCUUGGUGAACAAAUAUCUAAUAAAAACAGAGAGACAGGCAAGGACCGUCACACAAAAGAAAAACCCCAAGUGCAUUGUAUAUGAUAGUAAGGGAUGGAUGUGUGUGUUUGUGUUGGGUUAUUGAACAUGCUGAAUAUGGAUGAAAAUGAUGAAGAAAAAUAGUGAAGUUGAAUUUGUCUAAUAUAAACUCUCAACAAUCUCCUCUGUGAUAUUAGCUUUCAUUUUAAGUUCACAUAAAUUCAGAGGAAGAAUAUCUUUCAUAUAUAUGUUUGUCUUUUAAGUGCACGCAUGCACAUUCGCAAACAGAAGUCCAUAUGAAUCGUUGUCCAUUGACUCUGCGUCAUUUUUCAUUUUCAAUAUCCUUUGUUGUUUUUUGUGGGGUUUUUCCUCAUGUUUUUCUGUUUUCUCCUUUUAGUCUAUAAGAUAUAAGAAUGUAAGUAUAACAGAUGUGCAUGCAGCAUGAUUGAAAUGUAAGUAGGUAUGGUACGUUCGCUUAAAUAACACUUGUGUAGUUUAUAACAUGAAUGUGUGUUUUGUAUUGAACAAAAACUUCUGAAAAAUAAAGAAAUAAAA
Mizuhopecten yessoensis (Yesso scallop) is the source of this 2691-nucleotide messenger RNA. Its product is annotated as alkaline phosphatase, tissue-nonspecific isozyme-like. Gene Ontology annotation, molecular function: alkaline phosphatase activity. Bases 99 to 1712 code for a protein of 537 amino acids. The record is from RefSeq and is a predicted model, not a curated record. The transcript is spliced from 10 exons. NCBI's taxonomy places the organism in Eukaryota, Metazoa, Mollusca, Bivalvia, Pectinida, Pectinidae. Gene Ontology annotation, biological process: dephosphorylation.